GUUCUGCAAAAUAAUCAUGAGAGAGAUUCAAAAGUGAUUCGGGCAGCAGGAGAAGUUGCUUUCUAAUGUAACUCAGAGUGCCCAAAACCACAAGUUUGGACGAAAAAUAGCUCCAAAACGUCCACAUGGCCCAAGGGCACUAUCCCUACAAUCAAACAACCAUCUCUUAUCGCCAAACAUGUGGGUACUAUUGACAACCUACUAACGCCCGCCCGCCCAUAUAUCAUACUUCUUUCCAACCUCAAUCAUACACUUCCUUUCAGUUAUUUCCUUAUAAACUCCACAGCAGAAACAGUAUCACAUUCCUGUCUAUCACCCUCUAUUCCUCUCAAAAGCAUCAUGGUCUUGGUAGCAAGCGAUGGUGGAAAAGAAGGAGUAAAUGAUGGAAAUACAGUAGAUUUUCGAGGAAAUCCAGUGGACAAGUCAAAAACAGGAGGAUGGCUUGCCGCAGGGCUCAUCCUAGUCACCGAACUCUCGGAGAGGAUAGUUGUGAUGGGUAUCUCGAUGAAUUUAGUGACGUACCUCGUUGGAGAUUUGCAUCUCUCAUCAGCUAAAUCUGCAACCGUUGUCACGAACUUCAUGGGCACCCUUAAUCUUCUUGGUCUUCUUGGAGGCUUCUUGGCAGAUGCUAAACUUGGCCGCUACCUGACAAUUGCCAUAUUUGCAUCCAUCACUGUUUUGGGGGUGAUUUUAUUAACAGCAGCCACAACAAUUCCCAACAUGAUACCAUCUCCAUGCGAUGACUAUAGAAGAAAACACCAUCAGUGCAUAGAGGCAAAUGGCCAGCAACUAGCCAUGCUAUAUGCUGCACUCUAUACCAUUGCAUUAGGUGGUGGUGGAAUCAAAUCAAAUGUAUCAGGUUUUGGAUCUGACCAAUUUGAUGCAGCUGACCCCAAGGAGGAGAAGGCAAUGAUUUUAUUUUUCAAUAGAUUUUAUUUUUGCAUCAGCAUUGGGUCUUUAUUUGCGGUGAUAGUGCUGGUUUAUAUACAAGAUGAUGUAGGAAGGGGGUGGGGCUAUGGAAUUUCGGCAGGGACAAUGGUGAUUGCAGUGAUUGUAUUGCUCUGCGGCACACCAUGGUAUCGAUUCAAGAAGCCUCGAGGAAGUCCCUUAACUGUCAUAUGGAGAGUAUUUUUACUGGCUUGGAAGAAGAGAGGACUUCAUCACCCUUCUCCUCCCAGCCUUUUGAAUGAAUAUGAAAACGCCAGUGUCCCUCACACAAAGAGGUUCAACUGUCUUGACAAGGCUGCGAUACUAGAAGAUUAUACUGCUGCCUCCAGAAACAAAAGCGACCCUUGGAUAGUUUCAACUGUCACUGAAGUUGAAGAGGUGAAGCUGGUACUGACGCUUUUCCCCAUUUGGUCAACCUGCAUCCUCUUUUGGACUAUAUAUUCUCAAAUGACUACUUUUACAAUAGAGCAAGCAACUUUCAUGAACAGAAAAGUCGGUUCCUUAACCAUUCCUUCGGGGUCUUUUUCUGCCUUUCUCAUCAUCACCAUUCUCCUCUUCACUUCCUUAAAUGAAAGGCUGUUUGUUCCUCUGGCCCGGAGAAUCACACACAAUGCCCAAGGACUCACCUGCCUUCAAAGGGUUGGAAUAGGUCUCAUUCUCUCAAUAGCUGCCAUGAUGGCAGCUGCCAUUAUUGAGAAAGAAAGGAGGGAAAACGCUGUUGAAAAUAAAAUCCAAAUAAGUGCUUUCUGGCUGGUCCCUCAGUUUUUUCUAGUGGGAGCAGGAGAAGCGUUUGCCUACGUUGGACAAUUAGAGUUUUUCAUCAGAGAGGCACCAGAGAGGAUGAAAUCAUUGAGCACAGGGUUUUUCCUAAGCACCCUCUCAAUGGGUUUCUUUGUCAGCAGUUUGCUGGUUUCUAUUGUCGACAAAGUGACUAAGAAAUACUGGCUCAGGAGCAAUUUGAAUAAAGGCAAGUUAGAUUACUUCUAUUGGAUGCUUGCCGUGCUAGGGGGGCUAAAUUUCCUGGUUUUCAUUGCCUUUGCAAGGAAACAUCAGUAUAAAGUGCAACAGUAUAAUUGGUCUAGCGAUGCUGCGCAGGAGGAACAAAACUCUUCGAAGGAAAUGAUAGUAGUAAUGAAAGAUAGCUUGGAGGGACCAUAGUUUCUGUGAUUAUAUAUGACAUUUCGUUUUUGAGUGAAGUUUUCUUUGAGUGCAAAAAAAAUAAUUCUAUAUGGCAUUUGGUUGUAUUUAGAUCCUAAUAUUCAUAUUCUCUUUAUAAUGGUUAUAAAAGUCAAAAAUCAAUGCUCA
Messenger RNA from Tripterygium wilfordii, 2253 nucleotides. Its product is annotated as protein NRT1/ PTR FAMILY 6.4-like. NCBI's taxonomy places the organism in Eukaryota, Viridiplantae, Streptophyta, Magnoliopsida, Celastrales, Celastraceae. The record is from RefSeq and is a predicted model, not a curated record. The transcript is spliced from 5 exons. Gene Ontology annotation, molecular function: nitrate transmembrane transporter activity. Gene Ontology annotation, cellular component: membrane. Gene Ontology annotation, biological process: response to nitrate; transmembrane transport. Bases 340 to 2106 code for a protein of 588 amino acids.